This is a messenger RNA of Pollicipes pollicipes, 1191 nucleotides long. RefSeq lists its product as uncharacterized. The record is from RefSeq and is a predicted model, not a curated record. The coding region runs from base 1 to 1191 and encodes 396 amino acids. Lineage: Eukaryota; Metazoa; Arthropoda; Thecostraca; Pollicipedomorpha; Pollicipedidae. The transcript has 9 exons.
AUGGGAGCCAACGCUCUGCUGCAAGAGCUGGCGUUCGCCAAUGCGAAUGUGAACCCUCCCAGUCCCCCGGAGGUAGCGCCACCUGGACCCGUCCCGACAACAGCGCCACCUACGAUAUCGCCACCGGCGCCGCCACCCACAGAGGCGCCGAGCCAGGGCAACGUCCAGGCCUCGAACAUCCGCUGCUUGCAGAGCACCUCUCGGGAGCAGCUGACGGCGCGCCUGCGCCUGCGCCGUCCGCUGGUGGCGCCACCUGUGCUGGCGCUGCGGCCGGCUGUCAACCCGCUGACGUCAUCGGUGUGCACGCUGACGUCGGCGGAGGAGGACCGGCUGCUGACGCUGAGUGUCACCAACCUGGAGGCCUGCGGCGUGGAGAGCUGCGUCCAGCCCAGCGGCGAGCGCUGGCUCUGCCUGACAAUCCGGUUCCCGGUGAUCGCCGGGAUUCGACUGCCCGAGGAUGACGUAAUCCAGAUCCAGUGCCGGCCUCAGGACCCCACGCAGACCCGCGGCAAACAGCUGGCCGUCCCGACCGUCGGCCUCGAGCUGCAGUCGCCGGCCCUGUUCAGCGGCGGCGAGCAGCAGUUUGAGUGCGAGAUCGCCCUGUUCCGGCGUACGCCCGGCACCGGCAUCUUCUCCACCGUGGUGCAGGCCGGCGACGCCGUCACGCUCGGGGAGGAGCUCCACCUGCGGGCCAUUAUCCGCAGCGACGAUGGCUGGAGGUUCAGCCGCCUGACGGACGUGCUUCUGCAGCGUGUGACCGCCGACGGCGUGGCCCAGACGGCCGACAGCGUAUCUCUCGUCCUCAGCAGCGGCUGUCGCAACCCGGAGUUCAAGAUCGUGGCGCCGGCCCAGCCGACUCGCCACCAGCAGAACCAGCUGAUCAGCAACUUCGCCUUCCGCGUGUUCGCCUUCCAGGGCAUGGGGUCCGGGGACCGGCUGCAGGUGUCGGCCGGCGUCACAGGCUGCGUCGAGGCCAUCGACUGUGCCCCGACGGCCUGUCCGGACGGAGGGCAGGGCUACGGGCGCCGCCGCCGCCGUGAGGCCCGGGUCAGCAACAGCACCGACUGGCGGCGUGACCUGGCCUUCAGCGUGCUGUUGCCGGACGUCCCACCAGCUGAAACGCCGCCGCGCGGACGUGCGCCGAAGCUUCAGUGCCGGCAGUCUCCGCUGCGCCUGCGCGCCACGUCGUGA